Messenger RNA from Schistosoma mattheei, 896 nucleotides. The record is from the annotation of a GenBank genome assembly. Lineage: Eukaryota; Metazoa; Platyhelminthes; Trematoda; Strigeidida; Schistosomatidae.
AUGCCCAACCCUUCUCCUUUACGCAGGCUUGGGACCGGUAGUAACUCCGGAACAGAUACAGGCCAAGUUUUUCUGUGUCCUUCCAAUAUAAUUUCUAACGCAGCUUUUGCUUCACGUGUUGCUUCAGCUUCAGCUGCCAUAGAACGUUGUAAUUGUAAUGGUAAACGUACAUCUUUAAUUUCAACACGUUCAACUUUCAUACCCCAUAUAUCAGUUGAUGAAUCUAAUGUUUCUUGCAUUAAUUCAGCUAUAUGUUCACGUUCUGUUAAUAAUGCACACAUAUCUAUUGUACCUAAUACAUUACGUAAUGUUGUUUGAGCUAAUAAACGUGUAGAAUAAUAAGCAUUUUUAACAUUAACAACAGAUAAAAUUGGAUUAAAUAUACGAUAAUAUACAACAGCUUCAACAGCAACAGUUACAGAAUCUUUAGUUAAUACAUCUUGUGUUAAUACAUCAAAUGUAUAUGUACGUAAAUCAACACGUUUUACAACAUCUAAACAAGGUAUAAUACAUAAUAAACCUGGACCAAUUGGAUCAUUUAAUAUUAAACGACCUAAACGAAAUAUUACCGCUCUUUCAUAAUGUCUUAUAACAUAUAAACAAAAUAUUAAUGAGAAUGGUAAUGUGAUAAAUAAAAAUAAAUAACUAAAAAAUAUUAAAAUACGUUCACAAUAUAAUAGAAUUAAAUGAUUCGAUAAAUCAUUUGAUUCAGGAUAAGAUGAUGGAGUUGAUGGUGAUUGAAUAGUUGGUCUAUUCAUCAUAUAUAAUGAAUCAGAGGACAAUGUUGAAUAACGAUGUGUUUGGUGUUGUUGUUGUUCUGGUGAUGUUUACGACGACUUUGUUGUGAUUUCAUUUCUAUGAAAUGGUUUGACCUAUUCUUUUCAAUAGAAUCAUUA